This is a messenger RNA of Anguilla rostrata (American eel), 4068 nucleotides long. RefSeq names its product protein eva-1 homolog C (gene eva1aa). Bases 60 to 992 code for a protein of 310 amino acids. The transcript is spliced from 5 exons. The record is from RefSeq and is a predicted model, not a curated record. Lineage: Eukaryota; Metazoa; Chordata; Actinopteri; Anguilliformes; Anguillidae. Gene Ontology annotation, molecular function: carbohydrate binding.
AGUAUAAGAGCAAGGUGGUCUGUGAGGGGGACUGGCUGAGGCUGAAUUGCAAGCAGAGCAUGCGGAUUGCCAUCUACUCCGCCAUUUUUGGCAGGUCCCAGCCGGGUGCCCUGGAAUGUCCACCCUAUGACCAGAAGGCACCAGCUGUAGAGUGCCAGUCAAUGGGCGCCCUCCAGGUGCUAACAUCCCGUUGCCAGGGUCAGAGGAGCUGUUCUGUCCACGCCACCACCCAGGAGUUUGGGGACCCCUGCUACUCUGGCACCCGCAAAUACCUCAGGGUCAUCUACACCUGUGUUCCAAAGAAGCUUCUGAAGGAGGCCUCCACCAAGCAAGCUGUGUACCCUCUGCCACCAAGUCUCCAUGACCCAAAUGUUGUAGGAGACAGUGCACUUCCUGAGGGAUCCGCACUUGUGACCUCGGACUCUCUGCCAGGGAAGAAAAAGAGAGGGAGGGAGUCUGGCUUGUACUCCUUAGAAGACAAGGCCUUUCCAGAAGGCACGUAUGACGGCCCUCUCUGGACCCUGAGACCCCCCGUAGAUGCCCAGGCAGUGAAUGUGGAGAUGGCUCUGAUCAGCAAUGCUCUAGCAGCCUACAACUUCAUAGCAGAGCACCCGGAGAGAGCGGCCCUGUAUUUUGUUUGUGGCGUGUGCCUUGGCCUUCUCCUUACGCUGUUUGCCCUGGUGGUCCAGAUCUCUUGCCGCACAGACUGCCAGGCCAAGCCUCACAGGAAGCGAGGGGCACGGGGGCGAGGGGCAGAAAGUGCCAGUGAUAGCAGCGAUGACAGUGACUCCUCAGACUGGGACACAACCUCUGACCUGUCAGCCCGCCGCCAUCGCCGCUUCGAGCGGACGCUUCACACCAAUGUCUUCACCUCAGCUGAGGAGCUGGAGCGGGCCCAGAGGCUGGAGGAGCGCGAGCGCAUCAUUCGUGAGAUCUGGAUGAAUGGACAGCCUGACGUACCAGGGACCCGCAGUCUCAACCGCUACUACUAAGCCCGUCCCCAAAACCCCCUUCCUCAGGGAGGCUAAUGGAUGUGCGGCGAUCCUGCAGUUGGCCUGGGGGGGGGGGGGGGGGUGCCGGCUUUGUGCUCCAAAGGCCAUUGUUUGCCAGACCUACAAUAGCGGUGGCACCCUCAGAUUUUUUGCAGUGAGAAUAAGCUGUUCAGCAUGUGAAGCUUGGCCUGAAAACUGUGGCUUUGAGGCAGAGAUGUGUGCCACCCUUUCAUCCCCCCCCCUCUUUAUUUUUCCUAAUGAAGUGAGGGUCUGUUGGGGGUUUUUUCACUAUAGCUAUAGGUCAAAUUCUGAAGGAGGACUUAAAGUUCAAGGUCAGAUUCACUGACCUUAGUAGAGAUGGGUGAGUAUGGGCCUAUCCAUUAUUAGAGUGCAGGCUCUUGCCCACCACUGCUUUGAUCCAGUAUUCAAGAGACUGUUUACAGAGACUGGAGACCCAUUUAUAAACUGUUGUUGGAAAAUUGACUGGAGAAAUAGAUUUUAAAGGACCAUUUAAAACUUGCCAAACUUUGAACCAAAAAUCUUUUAAAUUCAUCUCAGCCCUUAUGAAAUCAAUUUUAUUUUUUCUUCAUAUUUAAUAGUUUUAUUGUAAUUUUUGUUAUGAAAUAUUUUUGUACAACGGCAAAGCUUUGUCUGGCACCUCAGGGAUGGAAUCCUAUUGUUUCAUUGUAUGAACAUUUUAUUAAGAAGGGGAUUAUUACAUUGCCUGAGUUGUGUCAGCAUUUAAAUAAGAUAUUAAAAAACCUCAAAGAGGGUAACAUAUUUUGUAAUUUUUUGGAAACAUGCACAGUGUUGUGCCUUAACCAGCUUUUUUAAUUUCUUUGGCUGCGUAAGUACAUUUGUUAAACACACAAUCAAACCUGAAUUAGGUUUAAUUUAAUUUUUUGUGAGGACAAGGCAUAGCUGAGCCAUUCUUUUCAGAAAAAAAUGCUUAGUGUUGAUGAAUCAUUCCUCCAUUUCACCUGGACAUAUUUCAGCCAGUGGUUGUCUUGAAAAUACAUAAAAUUCCCUUCUCUUAGAAGGGUUGGUUUAAGGAUGGCAUCUCUAUAAAAGGUUUGUUGUCAAAAAUGAACAGUACAAUUGCGGUGGCUUAAAUGCUGUUGUCACAUACACUUCCAUAAUAGCUCAUCCACCCAUAGGUGUCCAUGGCAGAAUGUGAAGAUUUUUCUGUCGGACUGCUGUAAUCCUUGAUUUAUACAGUGUUGAACACACUGUAUGAAUCAAGUGUUGAAAUGUUUGAGUCUGGGCUUACUCCUGUUUCUGAUCUGCCCAAUAAACAUGACUUAUCACAUUUACAGUUGAGGCUAAAAGUCUACAUACACCUAGGCUUAAGAUAUUCACACUCAAUUUUUCACAACUCUGCACAUUUCAUGUUACCAUACAUUUCUUUUGGCAAGUCAAUUAAGGCAUCUACUUUGUUCACAUCAAAGGUCAUUUUAAAACAAUCGAUUAGAGACAGAUUUACAGUCUUUCAGCUUUAAUUCACUUAUAUCAGAAUUCCAGUGGGUCAAAAGUUUACAUACCCCAAGUUGACAGUUUCUUUAAAUAGUCUGGAAGAUUCCAGAAAUUGAUGUAAUGACUUUUUAGAAGCUUCUGACUGGCCAAUUGUCAUAAUUAGGAGUUAAUCAGCACCUGUGGCUGUAUUUAAGAGCGUACCUUUAGAGCCACUGCCUUUUUGCCCUUGAUACCAUGGGAAAAUCCUAGCAACUCAGCCAAGAAAAUUGUGGACCUCCACAAGUUCGGUUCCUCCUUAGGAACAAUUUCCUAGCAAGUGAAGGUACCACAAGCAUCUGUACAAACAAUUCUAUGCAAAUAUAUAAAUCUUGGGACCACACAGACACUGCAUCGUUCAGGAAGGAGGAACAAAUUAACUCCCAGGGCUGAACAAACUUUGCUUCGAAAGGUUCAACUGAACCUGAAGAAGCCUCUACUCUAAGACCGGCAUAAAAAAUACAAUGAAGUUUGCAGGUGAUCACCAGGACAAAGACCAAGCCUUUUGCAGGAGUGUUCUCUGGUCAGAUGAAAUAAAAUUUGAACUGUUUGGCCAUAAAGAUCAGCGCUAUGUAUGGAGGAAAAAGGGUGAGGCUUUUAGUCUGAAAAAUACCAUCCCAACUCCAUUUUGCUGGAAAAGGGACUGGUGCACUUCAGAAAAUAGAUGGCAUCAUGAGGAAGGAGGAUUAUCUAGAAAUACUGAAGCAACACCUCAAGACAUCAGCUAGAAAGUUAAAACUUGGUCACAACUGGGUCUUCCAGCAGGAUAAAGCAGCAGGAUCCUAAGCAUAACUCCAAAGUUGUAACAAAAUGGCUUAAAGACAACAAAGUGAAAUUAUUGGAAGGCUACCCCAAGUGUUUGAUUCAAGUUAAACAAUUAAAAGACAAUGCCACCAAAUACUAACAAAGUGUAUGUAAACUUUUGACCCAUUGAAAAUCUGGUAUAGUACAUAAAAGCUGACAUAAAUCUGUCGCUUAUGUUAUUUUGAAAUGACCUCUUAUGGAAAUAAAGUAGAUACCCUAACUGACUUAUCACAGAAAAUGCAUGAUAACAUGAAAUGUGUGGAGAAAAAUUGAGUUUAAAUAUCUUUACCUAGAUGUAUGUAAAGUUUUGGCCUCAACUGUAAUUAACAUAAAUGCAUUGUAAUGAAUUCAGUUAUCCUGAAUAAUGGAAUGGAUUGAAUUGUAAAAAAAAAAACUAAAAAAAAGGUCAAAGUAUUAACUAGAAUCUACAGUUUCUGAAUUAGCAUUCAUGUCGCAAAAAUGAUCUCGUUAUUUUUUUCCAAGGUAAGCUAUUUAAAACCCUGAAGUUUCCAUUUGCAAGUACAUUUUUUUGCUGUAUUUGGCCAGGGGUCAUGAGUUUUAUAUUAUUUCUGUAUUUUCAACAAUGAGAUGAGGAGAAAAGGUACAUUGUAACAAAAUUCUUUAAAAAGUCAGACCUCCAGCAUAUCAUUUUAAAAGAGAAAGCUUUGUGUUUAAAGUGGAGUGGGAUGUAAGAUAUGCCAACAGCCGGUAAACGAGACCAAAUAUAACAUCUGUGCCUAAAAUAAAUUGUUUAAAAAAUAAA